Molecule: messenger RNA, 1350 nt
Organism: Anopheles merus
Lineage: Eukaryota; Metazoa; Arthropoda; Insecta; Diptera; Culicidae
Product: nucleoporin seh1-like
Exons: 4
Coding region: 52-1350 (432 amino acids)
Biological process (GO): positive regulation of TORC1 signaling; cellular response to amino acid starvation
Cellular component (GO): Seh1-associated complex; nuclear pore outer ring
Molecular function (GO): protein binding; structural molecule activity
Source: RefSeq, a predicted model, not a curated record
AAACGCAUCACACACUUUUGGCACGCAGGAAUACGACAUACGCGCCUAGCCAUGUUUGAAACACAAAUCAUCCACACCGAGCACAAGGACGUGAUACACGAUGUGGCCUACGAUUACUAUGGCCAGCGGAUGGCGACCUGCAGCAGCGACCAGUACGUGAAGGUGUGGGACCAGAACGAGCAGGGCGUGUGGAGCGUAACGGCCAGCUGGAAAUCACACUCCGGCUCGGUGUGGCGCCUGUCCUGGGCGCAUCCCGAGUUCGGGCAGGUGCUGGCGACCAGCUCGUUCGACCGCACCGUCUCGGUGUGGGAGGAGACGGUGGGCGAAAAGACAAAUCCGGCCAUGCCGCCGCUAAAGCGCUGGGUGCGCCGCACCAACCUGGUCGACUCGCGCACGAGCGUGACGGACGUGAAGUUUGCGCCCAAGUCGCAGGGCCUGAUGCUGGCGGCCUGCUCGGCCGACGGCAUCAUCCGCAUCUACGAGGCGCCGGACAUUAUGAACCUCUCCCAGUGGACGCUCUCGCACGAGAUCAGCGUCAAGAUACCGCUCAGCUGCCUCACGUGGAAUCCGUCCAUGUUCCGGCUGCACCCGCCAAUGAUUGCGGCCGGCAGUGACGACUCGUCGCAGAGCACCGGCGGCAAGGUGUUCAUCUUCGAGUACAGCGAGAACGCGCGGCGCUGGGCCAAGACGGAGACGAUCAACUCGAUCACCGAGCCGGUGCACGAUAUUGCGUUCGCCCCGAACGUCGGCCGGAGCUACCACAUCCUGGCGGUCGCUAGCAAGGAUGUGCAAAUUUUUAACCUCAAACCAAUCCUCGAUCCAACGGCAAACUCAAGACUGGAAAUACAGGCGGCCGCCCAGUUCGGGGACCACUACUGUACGGUGUGGCGCGUUACGUGGAACAUUACCGGCACCAUGCUAGCCUCGACCGGUGAUGAUGGGUGUGUUCGGAUGUGGAAAAUGAAUUAUUUGAAAAACUGGCGCUGCGCAGCGGUCCUCAAGGCAGAAAACUCCGAAUCGGCCCCGGAAACGUCGGUGACCGCUUCUCUCAAGUCGAGCAUAGUGAAUGCAACGGCCAAGUACUACAAGCGAGGCACAAUCAGCCAUCCGGGCAGGUUCCACGGCAUUAGCCGGCAUGCUGGAGACUUCCGUCGUCGUCGUCGUCGUCGUGGAGGUGUGGUACGAAAGGCGGAUGAAAGUUUGCGAUUACGGUACGAAUGGAAAUGUGUUCUGUUAAAUAAAUGCUACAAACCUAUUGUGAGAAUAAUAAACAUUCAACAAACAACAAACAGCAUUCGAUUUGGAGUUUUUACGUUAGGUAGCUUGGGUCGUUCUGAUGAUGUUUUGUAA